CCUCAUCUGACACAUUGAUUCGUCUGUCAUAGUAAGUACGAUCGACGACGUCAUCGAUCGGCGUCUCCACAUUAAAAUGGCGGCCGCGGAGAUCCAAGUUGUAAAUCCAUCAAAUUUAACAAAAAUAGAAAGUUUUCUCAAUGAUCCUAGUUAUAAAGAAAUUAUUGAAAACUCGUCUACAUUUAACUCCCGAUUAUGUGCCGAAAGAAGGAUGCGGAUGCCCUUUAUCGACACCCAAACCGGUGUCGCACAGAGCCAUUCCAAUUUAUUCAUGACCAGAAAACAAAGAAUGCCCGGUGCAAGAGAAGGACAACUCUACACAUAUCCUUCACAAAGGUGGAGAAAAGCUCGCCGCCAAUAUUUGACAAUGUCUUCGACGAGAUGGGGUUGGAGUUCUGUAGACGCAACAGAAAAUAUAGGUGAAGGAGAAAACAGUUCUGGUAUACCAGAUGGACUUAUGGGGGACGACAGCAGAGAUGGAUCACAGAGUGCCGCUAAAGAUGACCCUAAGGAAUGGUUCUAUGAUGAGCUAGCGAUGGAGGAGAUGGAGACGGGCGAGGAGCCCGAUCCCGAGUCCGACGAGGACUACUACGACGACACAUAUGCCAAUCGGCGCAAGCGACGCGGAGCUGCACCCACCGGGCCCGGCUCGCGCGGAGGGCGGGUGCGCAAGCCUCUGCCAGACGACACACCCGUCAAGCGCGGACGAGCGGGUCGCGGACGUAAACGCGCCGGUCAAGGUAGUCUCUUACCCUACGAGGUUCCCGGCGAUAGUGAGAAACCGUUUGGAUGUGAACUUUGCGGCGCCAAGUACAAGACGCGGCCCGGCCUCACGUACCACUUCACGCACACGCACAAGGAGCCCGGCGGGGCCCCCGCGCCCGGCAGCGACAACGACUCGCGCGACAGCCGCGCCGCGCACUCGCCCUCCGCCGUCGUGCCCCCCGCCACCGAGUACCAGGACAGCUACGUCACCUUCCUCAACAACCCCGCCGGCACGGGAGGCUCCACCACCGCUAACUCGCCCCCGGCGGGCGGGCUGGCCCCCGCGGCCCCCGCGGGCGCGGCGCCGCCCCCCCGGCGCGCGUCCCCCCCGCCGCGCCCCGCGUCCGCCGACACGUCGUCGUCGGACUCCGCGCACGCGCCGCUCGUGCCCCCCGCGCCCGCCCCCGCCCCCACCACCAGCGCCGCCGACCUCAAGGAGCCCGACACCAAGGAUAUCCAACAGGCAUCACCCUCACCAUACUGCGACUUCUGCCUCGGCGACGACAGGCAGAACAAGAAGACGGGAACGCCCGAGGAACUAGUGAGCUGCUCGGACUGCGGACGGUCAGGUCACCCCACCUGCCUGCAGUUCACGGUGAAUAUGAUAGUGUCGGUCCGCAAGUAUCGAUGGCAGUGCAUCGAGUGCAAGUGCUGCUCCGUCUGCGGGACCAGCGACAAUGACGACCAGCUGCUGUUCUGCGACGACUGCGACCGCGGCUACCACAUGUACUGCCUGGCGCCGCCGCUCGACACGCCGCCCGAGGGCUCCUGGUCCUGCGCGCUCUGCCUCAAGGAGUUCCACUAGGCCGCCGCCCAAAUGGGGGAAAGUAUUAGAGGGGUUACGGUGUGGCUGUUACGUACAACUUGUUGUUCCGGUUUCUGUCACAGAUACGUGACGAAUGUAUAGACGAUGUUGCCAUAGAUUAUAGAAUAGGGUAGCGCUUAGUGUGGAUUUAUGAUAAUCGAUGUGUAAAAAAAAACACAUUUUAACACAAAGAUUUUUUUUUAUAUACAUAUAUUUUUUUUGUACAAAAACCAAUGAUUUUUUUUUUUUAUUUAAGUAGUAUAGGAGCCAAUGAACGAUACAGUAAUAUCAUUAUUUUUCUUAUAUAAUAAAUCCACAUUAAGAUCAAAUUUAUAAAUUUCUUGCGUACUCUAAAUGUAAAAAAUCACGUCUAUAAAUAGUUCUUUCUACCUCUACCGGUGCUUGCUUUAGCUGUUUUUUUUUAAUUUUCGAAAUAAGCCACAGCUGCUAUUGAAAUAGGACUUAACAUUAUUUAUUACGAUUACCACAAAAUGGUGCCAAUACUGUUGUACAUACACCAAACUUAACUAAUUCGAUUGGACUAAAAUUUAACUAGACAUAUAAAUACACAUGGAAAAAAUAUAUAAAAUUCGAUAACAUUUACCAGGUUCACAUAAGUUACAGUAAAGUUUCAACUUACAAACACAAUAGACACAGACCCGCAACACGUGCGCACACAUUCUAC
This is a messenger RNA of Vanessa tameamea, 2255 nucleotides long. It is a transcript of the gene d4, whose product is annotated as zinc finger protein ubi-d4 B. Gene Ontology annotation, biological process: positive regulation of transcription by RNA polymerase II. The record is from RefSeq and is a predicted model, not a curated record. Bases 77 to 1570 code for a protein of 497 amino acids. Gene Ontology annotation, molecular function: histone binding; transcription coactivator activity; histone H3K4 methyltransferase activity. Gene Ontology annotation, cellular component: nucleus; MLL3/4 complex. NCBI's taxonomy places the organism in Eukaryota, Metazoa, Arthropoda, Insecta, Lepidoptera, Nymphalidae. The transcript is spliced from 12 exons.